Psammomys obesus (fat sand rat) is the source of this 632-nucleotide messenger RNA. RefSeq names its product cystin 1 (gene Cys1). The transcript has 3 exons. Lineage: Eukaryota; Metazoa; Chordata; Mammalia; Rodentia; Muridae. Bases 69 to 497 code for a protein of 142 amino acids. The record is from RefSeq and is a predicted model, not a curated record.
CGGCCCGCCGCGCUCCCGCCCUGGUCCGGCCUGGCUCCCGGCUGCGCGCUCCGGCCCGGGUGCGCGCCAUGGGCAGCGGCAGCAGCCGGAGCGGCCGGGUCCCGAGGCGGCGGCGCAGCCCCGACCGGCGCCAGGCGGGCCCGGGAGAGACGGUCUCGGAGGGCGGCACGGCUGAGCAGGCCGGGGCGGCCGCGGCGCCGGAGGAGACCCGCCAUGACCCCCGCCCCGCGACGCCCCCCGGCGGCCGAGAGGAGACCCUGCGCCUGCUGGACCAGUUGCUGGCUGAGUCGGAGGCCUGGGGGGCCCAGGAGCCGACCCCGCGGAGCCCCGCCCGGCUCGCGCCCGCGGUGUCCCCUGAAAACAAGAUUAAGGACAACCCUGAAGACCACUGUGCCUCUGAAGGCUCAGACAGCAGCCACAAGAGACCCGAGGCCAUCUCCUAUGAUUACUCCGAAGAGGAGCUGAUGGCGAGCAUCGAGCAGGAGUACUGCCGCUGAGUUGAUCAGCCCUGGCCACCACUGACCAGUCCUUGCAGGCCUGUGAGCUGGGCUAGAGUCAAAGGGUACCUUUCCCGACCUGUGACCCAGCCAGAGGGGAAUCGCUUCUAGAAUACAGCUAUCUUUCCAAACUGA